CUUGACAAGUUUCAAGAUAGAACUAUCAAGUUGAAGAAAUGUGAAUUUAUUGAUAACUAUGUCAAUUUUGUCAGAUUAUAAAUAAGAACGUAAGGUGAUUAUUGCCACCAAUACUCCCCCCAUGGAAGCAGUUGCAGGGCUAGAAGUUGCAAUGAAGGUCUUGGAAAAUUCUGUUUCUAGAUCCAGAUGGAGAAUGAGGCCUGCUUCUAGAAAUCGGCUUGAAAUAGAUAUACUGGCUUUGCUCACAGGGAUGAGGGCAGUAAUAAUGGUGGACUAUGGUGGGAAAAUGCCUGAACUGCAACAACAUCUGUGUGAUGUUCUCAAACUAAGCCAGCAGGAAUCACCCAUCUUUAAACAACUUUCUGUCAUGGUUAUAGAAGACAUGAUCUACUUGAUACAUCUUCAAGGCCUUGCAGAAUUUGCCAGAACCAGCUUAGAAUCAGAACUACUUUUUGUGGACAUUGAAAACAAUCCUCCUCAGAUGAUAUCCCUAGCUGCGAAAAACACAAUGAUUAUGGAGCUUAUAUCUGUUCAGAAGUUCUUUGCUACUACAUUUCCUGUUAAUGAAGAAACCAACGAAGUCUUGCCACCACCUCAAAGGACUGAUUCAACAGCAAAUCCCAGUUCCUCUGAUUUUAUCGAUCUGAGCAGCUGCCUUCAAGAGACUGAGAUCACAAUACCAACACUAAAUGGAUGGCUGCUUGGUUAUCCAGUAGUGUACUUGUUCAGCAAGGAUCAUAUAGCAGAUGCAGUAUAUAAUCUUUCCACCAUAUCUCUUCAUCUCUACAAAUUUCUGAUCCACAGGACUGGUGCCUUUGACAAGGGUCGUCAGCUGGAAGAGUUGACAAGCUUUUCAGUGCCUUAUGACCUGAGCCUGGAGGGGCAUAACGAACCAUGGGCAAAGAAAUUUCUGGCAUCUAUGGAGGAAAAACAGGAAAACUACAAGCAAGUCUUUAGCUCUCUGCAUAUGGAGGUUAGUAGUUGUUAUCCACAAUCCAUUGCAUUGUGAGGACUAAUUAUCUAAAAAUACUGGAAAACAUUGUAUUGAUUUGCCAAAACUGCAUGUCCCUUUACAUUUAUUCUAAACUUUUCUCAUUAGUAA
Messenger RNA from Impatiens glandulifera, 1102 nucleotides. RefSeq lists its product as uncharacterized. The coding region runs from base 122 to 1009 and encodes 295 amino acids. The record is from RefSeq and is a predicted model, not a curated record. The transcript has 7 exons. Lineage: Eukaryota; Viridiplantae; Streptophyta; Magnoliopsida; Ericales; Balsaminaceae.